AUGGAUGUCAAAAAUGCUUUCUUGAAUGGUGAUAUUUCUGAGACAGUUUAUAUGCACCAACCUCCGGGUUUCCGUGACAAAGACAAACCGGGACAUGUAUGUCUCCUAAAGAGGGCUUUAUAUGGGCUUAAGCAAGCCCCAUGGGCUUGGUAUCAUCGGUUUGCAACUUUUGUGGCCACUAUUGGUUUUUCUCACAGCAAAUCAGAUAACUCUCUUUUCAUCUACUCUCGUGGCAAGGAUGUGGCUUACAUUCUUCUCUAUGUCGAUGGCAUUGUCCUCACAGCUUCAUCCGAUGCUCUUCGGCUUUCCAUCAUGGGUAAACUUAGUUCUGAAUUUGCAAUGACUGAUCUUGGUCCUUUGCAAUCUUUUCUUGGCAUUUCAGUGACACGUCAUCUAGGGGGUAUGUUCUUGUCCCAACAGUCAUAUGCUAAGGAUAUUAUCGCUCGUGCCAACAUGUCCUCAUGCAAACCUUCGGCCACUCCCGUCGACACCAAGGCCAAGCUAAGUUCCACUUCCGGCCCGCCCAUUGAAGACCCCACCUUAUAUCGUAGUCUUGUCGGAGCACUUCAAUACCUCACUUUUACCCGACCGGACAUUUCGUACGCCGUGCAACAAAUAUGUUUAUACAUGCAUGACCCACGGCAGGAACACAUGCAUGCUGUUCGAAGGAUUUUGCGGUACCUUCAAGGUACCUUAUCUCACGGCCUUCACCUCUACUCUUCUCCCACAUCGAGUUUAAUCUCCUACUCUGACGUGGAUUGGGGGGGCUGCCCCGAUACACGCCGAUCAACUUCAGGCUAUUGUGUUUUUCUCGGCGAUAACUUGAUCUCAUGGUCCGCUAAAAGACAACCCACCAUCUCUAAAUCAAGUGCGGAGGCCGAGUAUCGUGGUGUUGCCAAUGUUGUAGCCGAAUCUUGUUGGCUACGCAAUUUACUACUCGAACUUCAUUGCCCCAUCAACAAGGCUACGGUUGUAUAUUGUGACAAUGUUAGUGCGGUUUACCUCUCCGGCAACCCGGUUCAACAUCAACGAACCAAGCACAUAGAAAUGGACAUCCACUUUGUUCGAGAAAAGGUCGCUCUUGGUCAAGUUCGUGUGCUUCAUGUUCCUUCGCGAUAUCAAAUCGCGGACAUCUUCACCAAGGGUCUACCGCAACUCCUCUUCGACGACUUUAGAAACAAUCUUGGCGUUCACAAACCUCCCGCUUAG
Molecule: messenger RNA, 1209 nt
Organism: Chenopodium quinoa (quinoa)
Lineage: Eukaryota; Viridiplantae; Streptophyta; Magnoliopsida; Caryophyllales; Amaranthaceae
Exons: 1
Coding region: 1-1209 (402 amino acids)
Source: RefSeq, a predicted model, not a curated record